Molecule: messenger RNA, 746 nt
Organism: Nicrophorus vespilloides
Lineage: Eukaryota; Metazoa; Arthropoda; Insecta; Coleoptera; Silphidae
Exons: 4
Coding region: 108-656 (182 amino acids)
Source: RefSeq, a predicted model, not a curated record
UGGUUGCUAGAUUAUUUUGUUUUUGAUUCAGAUGUUUGUAAAUAAGGUUUGUCGGAUAUUUCAUUUCAUGAUAUUAAAGGAUAUCGUAAUAUAAAAAAGAAAGAAAAAUGAACGAAGAACAAUUAAGGAAUAUUGAAUACUCUGCACUACAUUAUGGAUGCACUCCAACGUCGUUUACACGAGAACUUCAGCAAUCUAUUCAAAGCAUAUACGAAGAUGUGUUAAAUGUGAACGAGAAAAACGCCAUUGAGGGUAUAGGAGAGGAAGCAAGUGAUGAAAUUAAAGAGACUUUCAAAAAAGCACAACAGCUAUUAGACAAAAGCACCCAGCAAUGUAUCAACAGAUUGAAUCCAAGUGCCAUGAAAUUUUUUAAAAUCCCAGAGUCAGUUUCACUAUCUGUUUACAAGAAAUUUGAAAACAAAACCGAGGAAUUAAAAGUGGAAUGUGAUAGUUUGGAGAAGAAAUAUUUACAGCAAAAGAAUUUCAUAGCUUUAUUGCAAAAAGAAAAGGAGGAAAUGGAGAUGAUGUUGACACCAAUUAAAAAAUUGGUGGAAUCUGCAAAUGAGAUUAAUGAGAAUUUGGAUAAGGUUGCAGAAGUUGUCAUUUAUAAUAACAAACUGAAUGGUGUAUUAAGUGAACAGUUUCUUGCUGAAUAAAGUUUUUAUAAAUAUAUUCUUGGAGCUGCUAAAAAAAUAUUUACAAUAAAUAUACAAUAAUUUUGGUAAAUAGAACAGAGAUUCAGAAGC